AUUGCUUGCAACGGCGGCAGUGGAGGUCGCAUUGGCGGAGAGGAGAGUGGUGGGCGGAGGCAGCUCCGGUUGAUGGGCAUUGGCAGCUCGAAAGAAGGGGAGCCCCAGGAAUAGUGUGCGUUUGUGUGUCAGUGAAACCUUGCUAUUUUGGGAGCUCAGCGAGUGGCGGGACUGUCGUGUCGUGUCGUCGAGUGUUCGUCCCGCUCACCGCCGCGUGCAUGGCGCCGUGGAGCGGCUUCUGGGCCGCCAGCAGGCCCGCCCUCGCCGCCGCCGCCGCCGGCGGCACGCCGGUCGUCGUCAAGAUGGACAAUCCCAACUGGUCCAUCUCCGAGAUCGACGCCGACGGCGGGGAGUUCUUGGCCGGCGGACGGCGGCGAGGCAGGGGCAAGAACGCCAAGCAGAUCACCUGGGUGCUGCUGCUCAAGGCGCACCGCGCCGCGGGGUGCCUCGCGUGGCUCGCCUCCGCCGCCGUCGCGCUCGGCGCCGCCGCGCGCCGCCGCGUCGCCGCCGGGCGGACGGACGACGCCGACGCCGAGACGCCGGCGCCGCGGUCCCGGCUCUACGCGUUCAUCAGGGCGUCGCUCCUGCUGUCCGUCUUCCUCCUCGCCGUCGAGCUCGCCGCCCACGCCAACGGCCGUGGACGCGUCCUCGCCGCCUCCGUCGACUCGUUCCACUCCUCGUGGGUGCGCUUCCGCGCCGCCUACGUCGCCCCGCCGCUCCAGCUCCUCGCCGACGCCUGCGUCGUGCUCUUCCUCGUCCAGAGCGCCGACCGCCUUGUCCAGUGCCUCGGCUGCCUCUACAUCCACCUCAACCGCAUCAAGCCUAAACCCAUCUCCUCGCCGGCGGCGGCGGCGGCGGCAUUGCCCGACCUGGAGGACCCCGACGCCGGCGACUACUACCCCAUGGUGCUCGUCCAGAUACCAAUGUGCAACGAGAAGGAGGUGUAUCAGCAAUCGAUUGCGGCGGUCUGCAAUCUUGAUUGGCCGAGGUCCAACAUCUUGGUGCAAGUGCUAGAUGAUUCCGAUGAUCCAAUUACGCAGUCAUUGAUCAAGGAAGAGGUGGAGAAAUGGCGGCAGAACGGCGCGCGCAUUGUGUACCGCCACCGCGUGCUCCGGGAGGGGUACAAGGCCGGCAACCUCAAGUCGGCGAUGAGCUGCAGCUAUGUCAAGGACUAUGAGUAUGUCGCCAUCUUCGAUGCCGACUUCCAGCCAUACCCUGACUUCCUCAAGCGCACCGUGCCGCAUUUUAAGGACAAUGAGGAGUUGGGGUUGGUUCAGGCUAGAUGGUCAUUUGUGAACAAGGAUGAGAACCUCUUGACACGGUUGCAGAACAUAAACCUGUGCUUCCACUUUGAGGUGGAGCAGCAGGUCAAUGGCAUAUUCAUCAACUUCUUUGGGUUCAACGGCACGGCUGGCGUGUGGAGGAUCAAGGCGCUGGAGGACUCGGGAGGCUGGAUGGAGCGUACUACGGUGGAGGACAUGGACAUUGCGGUCCGCGCACAUCUCAAUGGCUGGAAGUUUGUGUUCCUGAAUGAUGUGGAGUGCCAGUGUGAACUACCAGAGUCUUAUGAGGCUUACAGGAAGCAACAGCACCGCUGGCAUUCAGGGCCAAUGCAGCUGUUCAGGCUAUGUUUACCGGACAUCAUUAGAUGCAAGAUUGCAUUCUGGAAGAAGGCCAAUUUGAUAUUUCUCUUCUUCCUGCUUCGCAAGCUCAUCCUGCCCUUCUACUCCUUCACACUUUUCUGCAUCAUCCUACCAAUGACAAUGUUUAUACCUGAAGCUGAGCUUCCUGACUGGGUUGUCUGCUACAUUCCUGCCCUGAUGUCCUUCCUUAACAUUCUUCCCGCGCCAAAAUCAUUCCCGUUCAUCAUCCCGUACCUGCUCUUCGAGAACACCAUGUCUGUCACCAAGUUCAAUGCAAUGAUCUCCGGGCUGUUCCAGCUCGGAAGCGCAUAUGAAUGGGUAGUGACCAAGAAAUCAGGCCGAUCAUCGGAGGGUGAUCUUAUCGCAUUGGCACCCAAGGAGCUGAAACAACAGAAGAUCCUUGAUCUCACAGCAAUCAAGGAGCAGUCCAUGCUGAAGCAAUCCUCUCCAAGAAAUGAGGCCAAGAAGAAAUACAACCGGAUAUACAAGAAGGAGCUUGCCCUCUCAUUGCUUCUCCUGACCGCCGCGGCUCGCAGCUUGCUUUCGAAACAAGGGAUACACUUCUACUUCCUGAUGUUUCAGGGAUUGUCAUUCUUGUUGGUCGGCCUGGACCUCAUAGGUGAGGAUGUCAAAUAAUUAAGCUCUAGUGUAGACAAAAACAGAAGAUGUUGAACAGCUUGUCCAUCAUGAAAAUGUGGUUGUACUUUUGUUAAGGUGUAGGAACUAGGAAUCAGAUGCGAAUGAUCGUUCGGAGGAUUAGUCUGUGACUGUAAGUCAUGUGUAGAUAGUUAAUUAGUCCUUGGCAUGUAAAUCAGUUAGUUGUUUCAGGCCACUUGAUUCUUUUGUAACUAUUUUGGUGCUCAGGUUUUAGGUUGCAUUACAAUCCAAGAUAUGUUUUCCUCCUAUCUGAAUCUGAUCGAUGCAUGGGGCCGAGAAAACAUCCCAGAUCUCAAGAGUGAUGUGCAGAGCUUAUGAUUCUCUUCA
Oryza sativa Japonica Group (Japanese rice) is the source of this 2627-nucleotide messenger RNA. Its product is annotated as putative xyloglucan glycosyltransferase 10. The record is from RefSeq and is a predicted model, not a curated record. Gene Ontology annotation, cellular component: Golgi apparatus. Gene Ontology annotation, molecular function: glycosyltransferase activity. Lineage: Eukaryota; Viridiplantae; Streptophyta; Magnoliopsida; Poales; Poaceae.